GCCAAUCCAGGCCGAUCCGUGUACACGCCCCGCUCGUUCGAGACGGGUGUUUCUGCUGCUGCUUGGCGCUGACAUUUAUUUCCGUGGUGUUUGUUUGGUCUUCCAACGCAGGGCAGCCCGUCAUGACGACCGAUUUCGAAUGGCCGUGGCAGUACAGCUUUCCGCCGUUCUUCACGCUCCAGCCGACGCUGGCGACGAGGGAGAAGCAGCUCGAGGCGUGGAGCAAUCUGAUCCUGAACUACUACAGGGCUCACAAAGCCUACGUACUCGACGUCGCCGAAGCCCUCGCGUCGCCGCUGUUCCACAAUAAGGACAUCUCUCGAAAGCUGUCGGCGGACUCUCUCCAGGAGGUCCUCAAGUACAUGAGUUCUCGAGGCCAGGUCGCCUGGACCGAUAAGCAGCAGACGCGUUGCUACGUGUAUUGGCGAUCGCUCGAGGAGUGGGGAAAGCUGAUCUAUGACUGGGCGGAUGCCACAGGACAUUUGAACGCGGUAUGCACCUUGUACGAGCUCGUGCAGGGAGACAAUACGGCCGACACCGAGUUCGCUGGCCUCGACGUGGACCUGUUGCGGUUAUCCUUGCAAGCAUUAGAAAAGCAAGGAAAGGCCGAGCUGAUAUCUUUCGAUGGCAGCGAAGGCGUCAAGUUCUUUUAAUUGAUCUAUUCUUCGCUCGACGUGAAGUGUCGGCAUGCAAGAGGCAAGACACCGCACGCUUUUCGCCCACCGUGCCAGAGCCUACUUCGUCGCUACUAAUGUGUCGAAAGAGAAGCGAUGUUAUAGCUUGGAAAAACGUUCCGUACUCGUGAGAGCACAAGUUCGUUGAUCCCUAUUUGAAAUGGCUUGUGAAUUUCAUAGCAGCGCGAAGUGCGACACACACAAAGUGCAACACGUCUCGGGUUUAACGACUUUGUCUUGACCGUAAAACAGUGAAACAGUGGUAUGGUUUUCUUGUGUGCGUCGUCAUUGUGCCUAAUAUGCCGCAUGUAAAGUGCUGUAUUGUACGGAUAAAAUGCAAUUUACUGUGCCUCUAUGUAAUACACAAGAUCAUGUAGUGUAUUCACGCCUCUCAUUAUGCACAGUAAUUAAAGGUUUGUCAAUAUUGA
This is a messenger RNA of Dermacentor andersoni, 1102 nucleotides long. RefSeq names its product vacuolar protein sorting 25 (gene Vps25). Gene Ontology annotation, biological process: protein transport to vacuole involved in ubiquitin-dependent protein catabolic process via the multivesicular body sorting pathway. The record is from RefSeq and is a predicted model, not a curated record. Lineage: Eukaryota; Metazoa; Arthropoda; Arachnida; Ixodida; Ixodidae. Gene Ontology annotation, molecular function: protein homodimerization activity; structural molecule activity. Gene Ontology annotation, cellular component: ESCRT II complex.